GCACAACCACCUCUCUAUCCAUCAUCAUUGCUCCACUUUCACCUCUCAACGUUUCGAUUUUCAAACAUUCUUGGAGCCAUCACAUUCAAACCUUAGUUUAAACACGCCAACACACAAAGACAUGAUAGAUAUUAGAUUCUGAGGACUUUCUUCUUUUUUUUCCUCUUAUUUUAAGGUGAAGGAUCAGAGGAAACCUUGCAGAACUCUGAGGAAACCUUGCAGGAUUCUGCAAUGGGGUGUUUUCUUACAUGUUUUGGUUACUCUAGCAACCGAAGGAAACGUCGAAAAUCGAGCAUUAGAAUUUUAUGUGAAGAUCAUUCUCUUCAACCAGAGGUCAUCACAUCAACUAUCAGACAAGACCCCCUCAAAGAUAAGCCGAAAGACAGCUUAAGUUCAAAAGUAAGAAAGAAAGUGAGUUUCAACUUGAAUGUGAAGAUGUAUGAGCCAAUCCCAGAUGAUGAAAUGGCUGAUUGUUUUUCGGUGUACAAUAAAAUUGAAAGGCAGGAACAGAGUGGGGAAGUGAUGGAUAAAUCAAGGAAAUCUUCGUCGAAGCUUGGGUGUGAGGGGAACUUGAUGGGAUCAGAAAUGGUACUUUACCCUGCUGAUUAUAGAUACCAGAAUCUCAGUGGUAGCUAUGAUGAGGAGGAUGAGAUAAGCCUUGAGGAAAGUGAUUUAGGUGACGAAGAUGAAGAUGAUUAUGAUGGUGAUAGCGAUGAAGAAGACAGUUGGGAAAGCAAAGACAACGAAGAUGAUGUGUGGAGGACUAAUGAAUUUGAGUUUAUUGAGCAGUUCUACCCUCGAAAAGACAAUGUCACUAGGACUUCACUGUCAGCAGAAAGAAAUGAUAAUCGUUCCGAAGAACUGUUAAACUUUAAAAGAAAUUGCAGUGCUCGAGAUAGGAGCCAUUACGUACUUCCGGUGCUGAAUCCAGUAGCAGACCUGAGUCAGUGGAAGGUGGUGAAGGCUAAAUCAGUACCAUCUUCAACAUAUCUCAAGGAAAAUAUGCCAUGUCAAGAACAGCAGAGACGUUUGAAUUUGAUGCCAAGUUGCAACCAGUUACUUUCAGGGUGCAUAUCAAAUUCGAAUACUUCUAAGCCCCUAGAACAAGACGGAGAGGUUGUCUCCAGCCUUUCUAAUUGGCUAUAAAUGGUCGAAUUCACCAUCUACAGAAAGCGGUCAGAAUAUGCACAUACCUUGAAUGCAGGUUUGAAUUUUACGAAGCUUGGCCCUUAAAAGAGUUGCUGGAAUCGUUCUAAUAAGUUACAAUGACAUAGUUAAGAGUGUUGUUUUGCUUGAUUGUUUGCUGAGUGACCCUCUAUGUGAGUGAUUGUUUGUGAGUGUUGUAUACUGAUUGUCUGGGACAAUAUUGAUAAUGUUGAGAGUAAUAUGGUUGCCUCA
This is a messenger RNA of Daucus carota subsp. sativus, 1398 nucleotides long. RefSeq lists its product as uncharacterized. The transcript has 3 exons. Bases 232 to 1146 code for a protein of 304 amino acids. Gene Ontology annotation, biological process: male meiosis II. The record is from RefSeq and is a predicted model, not a curated record. Lineage: Eukaryota; Viridiplantae; Streptophyta; Magnoliopsida; Apiales; Apiaceae.